Messenger RNA from Emericellopsis cladophorae, 1287 nucleotides. RefSeq lists its product as uncharacterized. NCBI's taxonomy places the organism in Eukaryota, Fungi, Ascomycota, Sordariomycetes, Hypocreales, Bionectriaceae. The record is from RefSeq and is a predicted model, not a curated record. The transcript has a single exon. Bases 1 to 1287 code for a protein of 428 amino acids.
AUGCCCAGAGACGACAGAAGUGUGGUGAGCCGCAGGACCGCCCUGACCGCCAGCAAUCUCAAGACGCUGAGCGAGGUUUCGAGUGCGGCGCCGUCGAGGGCCCCACGUGGGUACCGCGCCCCAUACGCGGAGACGCUGAACAAGGACAUGGCCGUCUCCAGGAUGAACCUCACACACGCCGAUAUGCGGAGCAUGGCACCAUCGGAACGAAGACCUCCGACCGCCAUGACCCGUCGGAGAUCUUUCUCUGAGAUCAGCGACCGGAGGGCCAUGGUCAACCGCCCUGCUGGGAAGCACAUUGACAUGGACCUCGCGUAUGGCGACGUGCCUCCCGACUUGCAGGACCGACAUGAUCUGGACCCCGACCGCGCGGCCGAGGCCAAGGAGCAGCGCGCAAAGAUGCUGGUCAAGAAAGUGGAGGGUCUCCUGGACGAGGCGCACUGCGUGCAACACUCCGCCUCCGCCACCAUCUCCCACCUGCAGAAGAACCCAGACGCCGCUGCCGCUGUUGCCCUCUCGCUGGCGGAGCUGUCGACAUUGGUCACCAAAAUGUCGCCAGCCUUCCUCGGCUUCAUCAAGGGUGGCUCACCCGCGGUGUUCGCUCUGCUCGCCUCGCCGCAGUUCCUCAUCGGCACAGCUGCUGUCGUCGGUGUCACCGUCGUCAUGUUUGGCGGCUGGAAGAUUGUCAAGAAGGUCAAGGAGCAGCAGGCGGCCCGGGAGGCCAUUGCGUUUGAGGGCGUUCCCAUGGACCGCCCUGCGCCCCAGAGGACGCAGAGCGACUUCAGCACGGGCAUGGAUGAAGCGUACAUUAUUGACGACGACAUCAGCUCCAUCGACUCGUGGAGGCGGGGUAUCCUGCCCGAGUUUGGGGAGAAUGAGAGCGUGGAUAUGGAGCUGAUCACGCCCGAGGCUCGUCGCGCCAACCGGUCGCGCCUGGGCAAGGAGGAUGAUUUCGACACAAAGUCCCGGCGAAGCACCAAGACGACAAAGACUUCCAAGACAAGCAAGACUAGCAAACCCAAGGAACGCGAGGUCCCCGAGCGCAAGAGCAGUAAGCACGCCACGACCGAGAGCGUCACCGGCAGCGAACGCAGCCGCAAACCCUCGUCGUCCAAGAGAAAGGAAAAGACAAACGUGCGUGCGAUUGAGGAUGGACGGAGUCGCCGAGGCGACGACGACGGAAUUGAUCUGGUUUUCAGGCCCAAGGGCCAGAAGCAGACCAACAUGCUGAAAGCGUUGUUCAAGACAAACAAGGAGAGGGAGAGGGAGCUUGUUCAUGUGCGAUGA